CCAGGAAGGCCCGUGCGCCGCGCGUCGGUUGAGUCUCGUUGGAUCAACCAACCAGGAAGGUCGGACCGAGCUGAAGCAGCUGUCGGUGAGGGGUACACUCGGUAUACUUGCAAUUCGAUUUGUGGUUAUCCGCUGAACAAGAUAUCGCGGUGUCUAUUUAUGUCGCCCUCGUCACCCGAGGAAGCCGACGUACGUCGUUACGGGGGUGUAGACGGUAACGAAAUAACUCUCAGCGAGUCCAGGACUUGGAGAAACAACAAAGUGAUAGAGUUCACGCUACGCAAUGACAGUCUACACAGGAUACAGCUUAACCUGUUGUUUUUCUGCUUGACACUGUUUCUAGGCAAACUGAGCGACAGCCUGACCAUAGUCAGCCUCUCAGUCGUUGCUUUGACCCUCCAUUGCAGGCACAUCACCACCUCCAUUGAUUUUGAUACACUGUUGGUAGUAGAGUCGGUGGGAGUACAAAUAAAUAGUAGAAAAAUAUUUUCCGGCUUCAACUCCAGUCAAUAUCUACCUUGGACCACUGUCAAGGACGUCUUCAUCAACGAGGUUAUAUCCGGGCAAAGGGUGCUGUACUUCUUGACUUUCAUAGUCGAGGAAAACGUCAACGGUGAAAAAACGACCAGACUGGUUCCUUUGUUUCGAGAAUUGAAACCAUCGAAAGAAUGCCUGGAAUACGUAUAUCGGGUAUUGGCAAGUCUGAUAGGACCGGUCAAGUGCAGGCCCAGCCCACCUUGAAUGUUCCUGGCUCGUAUUGGCUCUCCAACAAGCAGAACAUAUACAAGUUCACCUUUAAAUAUAACGAACCUACAAGGUAUACGAAAGAAUUUCCCUACAAAGAGGAAUUGAUGAAAAUUAUCAGACGAAUCAUAAAAAGUCAACCCAGUCAAGGUGAACUGAGCACUGUGCACCUUUCAAUAACUUACAAACACACGUUUUGGACACGACAGGACAAGAUGUUUGCGAUGCUGAAGUUUUGCAAUCGACAAGGUGCCGCAGCUUUUCCUCAAGCAUUUAUUCUAACUAUUUCUAUUGUGGACAAUAUGGCAAAUCAGACAUCCGGACCCAGGAUCACCCAGGGUGAUCUGGAUUUAAGGUGCCCAAAUAGCAACGUAUUUCAAUCAUCGACAGUCUUAUCCAGUCCUGUUGCAACGACCGUGUCUGACAAAACCAUUCUUCCAUGGGCUGAGGCUAAUAUCAAUCGUACAAGACUUUCGAGACAUCCAGGCUGUAACAACGAGCUGACAAAGACAGAAAUCGUGGCUGUUGACGUAAGUGCUAGCAAGAGGACUUUCGCAGGUAGUGAUUUUGACGGCUUUAGAAAUGUUCACGAAUCAUUGGAAGGUACGACGACUAAGUGUAUAAGUGGAGUCGGGAUGCAGUGGCUAGAUACACGGACGACUAUACAGAGCCAGGUUAAAAAGUAUCAUAACACACAAUUAGUAACCGCAGACGACAGUGUGGAAUAUUCGCAGGACACCUACAGUGCUCAUCCGCGUACAGAGCGGGACGAGUUGUCAAAUAUCCAGGUAACGGGUAACACAAACAAGGACAAAGGUGACCAAGAAAUCGAGGGUUUGAGAAAGGAAUCUCAGCAAAUUUAUCCACGGUCAUUGAAUAUCACCGAUCUAGUCAUGGGAGGUUUAAUGUUCACCAUCAAACAGGAUGAGAACAAUGUCAAAGUGGUGGAACAGAGAACGAAAAUGGAAUUGGAUGAAGUUUUAGAGAACUCUGAAAAAAUUGAAACAAAAGAGGGUUCAAGAUGCUUGGUAAAUUCUAGUCUGCUUGGAUUGGAGAACCUUGUGACCAAUAUUGAAAUACCCGACAGUCACCUGAAAAUCCUAAGAACCACCAAUAUCAGUCCCACGGUCGACUACGAAACUUUCUUGCCUUACGAUAUACGUGAGAAUCGUGGAGGCAUGGCCACCGGAGGAGUCCUGCCAGUCCGAUCCAGUGUUGAUGAUGAGAGGACUGAUCUUAUUCGUUGCAACAGUCAAAGUUUGAUGGAAAGCUAUAAUGACAUCGACAACGUCGAUAUCAGCAACGCUGAUAAGAAUGGCAAUAAUAAGAAUAUUAAUGACAACGACAAUAAUAACAAUUACAAUAUUAACACCAGUAUCAAUAACAUCACAGCGAGCAAUGUUCACAUAGACAUGUGGAAAUUAUUACACGACAUGACCCGAGGUGCGAAAGUUGUGGUCGAACGUAUCAGCGAUGCUGAUGUGAGGAAUGCGAAGAAACCUUUGACGAACCAGGAAUCCGCAAAUACAGGCAGCUCUGCAUGUACUUUACCUAGCAGCAUAAAUCGACGAUGGUUAGAAAUGUAAUUCAGCAACUGCAAACGCGCAAAUAUAAAGAACAGAAGUAUAGAAGGCGGGCUUUCAAGUGAGCAAAUUAUACAGAGGUCUUAGAUAUUUUCACCAUACGAAAUUAAUACGGUAGUACUUGGCACAAUGGAAGUGCGAUAAAUCUGUAUAAAAGGGCAUUUACGUGUACAGUCUGUAGAAGGAGGUGAAUUGACAAUAUCGUAUGUUUGAAUUUUAUUCAAUUCUUAUUCAGUAGGUAUGGAUUUCAUGGUUCACUGACGGUCAAAAAGUAUCCACAACUGUGUAAGGCAUGGUUUUGUAUUUCUUAAAAUUAGCAAUAUUUCGUAAUUAUUGGACAAUCAAGGGAAAACUAUCACGUUGUACAGUAUCGGAUUGCCUUAAUAUAAAGUAACAGUUUUUAAGAAACAUUACGCUAUACCUGUGUAAAUAUAAAAAUUUGAAUAUAUCGAUAGAAUUCCGUGAAACGGAAAUGUUACGUUCAAGCGUGGGCCAAACGAUAGUUGCGUCGGGUAGCUUGGAUCAGUACAGUUCACGAAAUCCUCUCGGUAAAUCGAUAAACUGGUCCGCUAAGAGAUUCAAAUACAUUACGUUACUUCAGCAACGGCCGUAAUGAGUAAAUCCUCAAAAUUAUUCAACGUGUUUGAUUUUUCUACUAAUAAAUUGUUCCCAACAUGAAA
Messenger RNA from Neodiprion fabricii, 3007 nucleotides. RefSeq names its product probable serine/threonine-protein kinase DDB_G0283337. The transcript is spliced from 5 exons. The record is from RefSeq and is a predicted model, not a curated record. The coding region runs from base 669 to 2330 and encodes 553 amino acids. Lineage: Eukaryota; Metazoa; Arthropoda; Insecta; Hymenoptera; Diprionidae.